UACCGACAGAGCAUUUCAGAGAACAGUAGCGAAAGUUUCCGGAAUGAAACUUCUAGGAUGACAAAGUCUCUGUGAGCCUUAACCCUGUACCUCUCUUCUUUUUUUUGAUCGGUAAGGUACGACAAUAGAAACCGGUGAAACACCGAGAACAGGCGAGAAAAGAACGGAUUUUCUCGAAAGAAAAAAAGGUAAAUGCUGUUUUCAACAGUAGCAGUGAAAAGCACGAAUAGACGCGACGUAAACGCGUCAUUGUGAAUGGCGCUUCUAGUGACAAAAGUGGCCGAGAGAGACUUUCCAUUUCACAUCAGAUGUAAACUGUGUUUGAAAUGGAUGUUGCAAAGUAUACUGCUGUCCGUUAAUUGAGUCGAGCUUUCUCUUCGUUUUCCUAUCUGAUCUUCGUUGAUGAUCUAACGAAGAGAUGACGAUAAAGAGGAAAGGGAACACGACGACACCAAACGGAUCCCGGUACGAUCGUCUGUAAAAUCCUGCGUAGCAUCACAGCGGUUCGUUCGCAGAGUGGACAACCAUUCCGCAACAACCGCGAUGCACGAUCUUAUGCGUUAGUGGUGAGUGUCCGUAUCGCGUGUGCGUGUCUAUCCAUGUUGGCAAAUUGAGGAUGCAACAUAGAGAUCGUGUUGUUCCUCACGGUCGUAUUCAUGAAUAUGUGCAUUUAUUACGUCUGUAUGAGUUCCGUAUCCGAAAACCACUGUACUCUCGUGAUAGAAUGUGGUUCGAGUUCAUGUUAAUACUUUGACACGAUGACACGGUUACGCCACCGAAACGUGAUUCUUCUGUGAACGGGGGGACACUUCUCGGCGAGAAGUUUACAUACAUUUAUUUAUUGGUGUGGUUCAGCGAGACUUGUCGAUCAACGGACCACCCGAGAGAUUCCUAUCGAUGCUAACUCUUGAUUCUCUAGAAAUUCACCGUAACUGGGAGUGCCGCUAGAUCGUAGUUGAACAUGCUCCGAAAGGGCUGGAGUGAAUUUCACGUUACACGCGAGGAAAGAUUACUUUUUCACGUUUCGAAUGUAACAUGGUACGCCGAACGAUUUCAUUGAAAGUCUUCUGAUGCAAGUUCUGCGAACGAUAUGUGAACAUUAAAUUAAGGAGAAGACGGACAAUGCAUCGGUGAAACUGGCAUGAAAAUGUACCGCGGUGUUAAGUGGCCUCUGUGAUGUAUUGCGAACGGUGCUUAACCUAACUUUUCAUCGACGCUUCUACACGGCGUUUUCCUCCGACAAUGGUCAUGGGCAAUCUUAUCAUUUUAUUAUCAAGAAGUGGAGACUGAAAUUAUCGGAGUUCAGGGAAAACAUUUAAAAUUCAGUCGGCCAAGUAUGUCCAACACUAUUAGUAAUAUGAAGAUGACCAACCGUAUCAAGGGAAUGGUGAGCAAACGUCGUAGGCGUUUCACAGAAGAUGGUUUUGACCUUGAUCUCACAUACAUAAGAGAUAACUUAAUAGCAAUGGGUUUCCCAGCUGAGAAGUUAGAAGGAGUAUAUAGGAAUCACAUAGAUGAUGUUGUUAAACUGUUGGAAUCUAGACAUAAAGAUCACUAUAAGAUUUACAAUCUAUGUUCAGAGAGAUCUUAUGAUUUUAAGAAAUUUAAACAAAGGGUAGCUACAUACGCGUUUGAUGAUCACAAUCCACCAAUGUUGGAUCAAAUGAGACCAUUUUGCGAGGAUGUGGAUGAGUGGCUUUCUCGGCAUCAAGAAAAUGUAGCUGUAGUUCAUUGUAAGGCUGGUAAAGGUCGGACGGGUGUAAUGGUGUGUUGUUACCUCCUUCAUACUAAACAGUUUUCCACUGCCACAGAAGCCCUUAAUUACUAUGGAACUAAAAGAACACAUGAUAGGAAGGGGGUAACAAUACCUUCACAAAGGAGGUACGUGGAUUAUUAUGCUACUCUUGUACAAGAAAAAUUAAAUUAUGAACCGGUUACGCUGUUCUUGCGGAAAAUACAAUUGGAUCCAGCGCCUAUCUUUCAUGGAGGUCAAGGAUAUUUGCAUUGUGUAAUAACGGAAUCUAAAAAGAAGAUAUUUAGCUCUGAAAUAGUAGAAGUACGAAAAGGGAUGCACACAAUCAGUAUUCCUUUAAAACACAGCAUAGCGUUGACGGGAGAUGUACGAGUGGAUUUCUUUAAUAGACCAAAAAUGAAACGAAAGGAAAAAUUGUUUCAUUUUUGGUUCAAUACAUUUUUCGUACGAGACUAUUUAUCGCCGGAAUACGAUAACGGAGAGUUACCAGUUGAGCGUUCAACUAGGGCAUUGAGUUGCGAUGGUACAACUAUGGAAUUACCAAUGGUUAUGUCGCACAUGAAACCCAGAGCUGGAUCGCUAGCUAGCCUCGGACAUAUGCCACCUACUCUUGUUUUAAGUAUAGAUAAAUGGGGUCUGGAUGACGCACACAAGGAUAAACAUCACAAAGUGUAUAGUGCUGAUUUUAAGGUUAGCUUAUUUAUGCAUCGAAUGGGCGGUAAUAUAUCGCAAGCUGUACCAGCAGCGACUAAUAGAACAGGAGAGGGUAUACAAAUAGGAAUGGGAGGACAAGAUACUCCGAGCGAAUCGAGUGAAGCGGAUAGCAGUGAAUGCGACACAACUGGAGAUACGACGGGAGAUGAAGAUGGGGAAUCUGGUGAGUCUUCUGCAUCUCUGGUGGUGAAUCACCAUCCUCUUACACACAGCAGUAGCCGUACACACGUUAGUAUCCACCAAAGAGCUAGUCUCAGAGAAACUGCAAAGGGUUUACUCUCACAUGGGGAUAAAAGUAGAAGUAGUCAUCGGCAAAACGCCGAUAAUGUGAAACGUUCUUCAGCUCUAAUACGUUCAGCCACGUUAGAUACGUAAAGAAAACAAAAAUUUGUGUAUGUAUAUAUGUAUAUAUACGUACAUAUGUAUAUAUACAUAUAUUUAUCGUAUCUUGUACUUAAAGUGAAUUCUCUGAACUGGCAUUCAAGCUUUACAACUUUAUAUGAAACCAAAUUGUGCUAUUAGUUUCCCUUUGUCAUGCUAGCAUGAAAGAUUAGCAUUCGAUAAGUUCUUAAAUGUAUCGAUUCUUUUUUUCCUGAUGUCCUCUUCUACUGAGUAAUAAUAUGCGUUUGUAGAAAAAUUUGGGCUGAUCUGUUUUGAAGCAUAGAAGACAAGAAACAUUAAAACAUACUUCGGAAGGGAAUUUUUUAGGAAAUUAAUAGAAUAUCAAAAUAUUUCGAUGCUAUUCCUUCGGUAAAACGACAUUUACAGAAUGAAUUUUUAAUGUUUUAUAUUCGAGAUUAUCGAUUCUACCUCUAAUUAACAUUGAUAAUAUAUCUGAUAGUCGAUAUUGAAAAGAGUGCAUUGAAUGUUCUCAACUAAAGAAGAACAAACAAAUUAAGAUAUUCUAUAUUUUUGCAUAGCAAAUAUUGUGUGCAAAAUAUGAAGAUAUUUCAGUAUUUAGGAGAAGUUACGAUCUUUUUUUUGAGUAAAAAUUAUCGGAUAUUUAUUAUAAAUUAUUGAAAAAAAAAAAAAAAGAAUCUGCGGCUACUAUGUACGCUUCAUUUAUUUUUCAUUAGAUUUCUCAAGUAUUUCGUUUCGAUGAUUGUUUAUUAUAAUUGUCCGAAGUAAUGAAAUUAUAUGUGUAUGUGUGUAUAUAUACAUAUGUACAUAUGCACAUGCGCGCGCGUACACGCAAGUGAAUAAGAGAAUUCUUAGUGUUGAAAGAAAAAGAACACCGUCUUUUGCGUUCAUGCAAUUAUGUAAUAACGUACUAUGUACGAAACUAGUAUUUGUUUUGUAAUUGUACAACAAAGCCAACUUGUAGAAAAUAAUUGACUAAUGCAAUAAAUACGGGAAUAGGACAAACGCGACAAUUUGUAAUCGUAACAAUUUUACUGUUUGUACUUGUAUUCUUCGUGGCAUUAUGAAAAGAUGAAAAAGAUGAAUGAUAAGUGUAUUCUGAUUGCCUUACACAUUGUGAUGAUCAUUAACAUUUUGAGAAAAAAACAAAGCUAAUUCGUGUAGAUUUGAGUGGAGGGUUGUAGUCAAAAUUUGUAAGAUAACAUAAUAUUUACAUGUACAGAAAAUUUCAUUCUUUAACAGGCUGUGCAAUUUUUUAAACUUGUAAACUUCUUGAGCAAACACGAUUUUCAUAUCGAUGACAAGAUACAUUUAAUUUCAAUUAAGCUAUCGUGUUCUAUCGUGUAAACUGUCGUGUGUGAAUCUUUGUUUGUUACUACGAUACAAACGUUAUAUCGUGUGCACAUGUUGACGAAAUCAAGUAACGUUACCCUAAGGAUAUUAAUUCUUUUUCUUUUACGUAACUAUCAUGUAUGUAAUUUCAGAGAAGUGUUUUAUCAUUUCUUUUUUUCUCUCUUUCCACUUGUUUGUUAUUUUUUAAAUAAAUUUUGUACUUUGUCGGUGCAAAGUUACAGAGCAAAAUUUGCAACAAAUUCCGCGUAAAAUUCUGUUUUAGAAAAGCGAUCUUGAAACUGAUAUUUUACGCGUGUUGAAUUAUAAUACAACCAUUGAAACGUCGUUCGUAUCGAAUAUCGACUCAAAAAAAAAAAAAGAAAAAAAAAAUUGUAUACUGAUGAGUUACAGAUUUGCGGCACGUAUACGAAUAGUAUACAAAUUAAA
Molecule: messenger RNA, 4606 nt
Organism: Frieseomelitta varia
Lineage: Eukaryota; Metazoa; Arthropoda; Insecta; Hymenoptera; Apidae
Gene: Pten
Product: phosphatidylinositol 3,4,5-trisphosphate 3-phosphatase and dual-specificity protein phosphatase PTEN
Exons: 8
Coding region: 1337-2842 (501 amino acids)
Biological process (GO): cell motility; phosphatidylinositol dephosphorylation; regulation of phosphatidylinositol 3-kinase/protein kinase B signal transduction
Cellular component (GO): plasma membrane; cell projection; nucleus
Molecular function (GO): phosphatidylinositol-3,4,5-trisphosphate 3-phosphatase activity; protein tyrosine phosphatase activity; protein tyrosine/serine/threonine phosphatase activity
Source: RefSeq, a predicted model, not a curated record